CAGGGAACUACAGACCAUUCUGCAAAGUACUUGAAACACUUAUUAGAAACUCUCUGGUUGACUACAUGAAAGGCAAUCAACUAUUCAGCACUUCGGCAAUUUAAUUGGCUUUAUCAGCGGCAGAUCCACAGUUUUGCAGCUGAUCCUAGUACUGUUAUCGACAAAUGGACAGAAAUCUUGGAUAUGGAGGUGCAGUUGAGUGUACUGUGACUUCAUGAAAGCAUUUGAUAAAGUCCCGCAUAGACGUCUACUAAUCGAUACAUUGAAGUAUGGUAUUGGAGACCCCAUUUACAAUGGAUUGGAGCAUUCCUAAGUAGCAGAAAACAGAGGGUUGCUGUUAAGGGAAACUUCUCGGAGUGGCAAGAUGUGCUCAGCGGAAUACCCCAUGCAAGGAUCAGUACUGGGACCAAUCCUGUUUGUUAUCUACAUCAACUCACUACCAGAGAUGGCUCAGGACUCCGAAGUAUACCUCUUUGCUGAUGAUACGAAGAUUUUUUGAAGUAUCUCAUCCGAGGAGGACUGCGAAAUCCAACAUGACAUAGACCGUAUGGACUCACGACUCGCUACUGAAAUUCCAACCUGACAAGUGUACUAUGAUGAGAAUUGGGAAAACGAGAACGGGAAUUAAACAAUACGGGGUGGGGGGGGGGAGGAUCGGCAUCAACUAAACAGUAGCUUGAGUAACUCCAGCUGUCAUGCUCAUAUUCAUUCACAUGCUACAUACAGUGCCGGGGGACAGCGAGAAGAAUCAUGAUGCGGUGGAGACGAGGAUGACUUGUCACAAUCAUGGUCCUCUGCCUGCGGAAGCCGACGGCGGCAAGCAGCUACCUCAUCCCGACCUACCGAAUUAAGGGCGUGACUUGCAUCACGUGUACCGGCCGGCUACUAUUUAUAUAAGUUACAGAGAAGGGGCAGGAAAAAGCUGCGGAAUGCGUGCCGUUGAUAACUAGUCGCGGAUUAGCGAAGCUGCGGAUUGCAACUGCUUGGAACUGAUGACAUCGUACGUCAACGUAUAGUCGCUAUCAUCAGUAUCACUCCGAAGGGUUGCACUUGUGCCACUGCAGUGCACUGCUAGUGCUACCGGUCUAUCUCCAUGUUCUGAGUCAGUUGUCAUUCCUCCAUGCAUGCCAUGCAUCGAUUCAACAAAUAAUCGGCCGCUUGUAUAAAUCGGAUGGUGUGUCGACAAGUCUGAACUGAAGCAAGGGAAGGCACUCAGCAGGAUGGGUGCUGUCACGGAUGAAAAAUAUUCCCAUGGGAGUGGAAAAGACAACAAUAACUACAGUGCACCGGGAUCCAGUAACUGUAGUCGAGUGCUCAUCAGGGGUGUGUUGGUGCUCAUUCUUGGAGGUUUGUUUUUAUCCUAUACAACUCGGAUGUUCGCUGGAUCGAGCGCCGUCACUAAAAAUGAACAGGCGCAAUUUUGGAGAGUGGACAGUCUCACACAGACAGAGAUAGUUGUCAACACCCACAGACGCACUCAGCCAGAGGCAACCGGUCUGAACCGCAACAAAACUGUGCCAUUGUCACAAUCAGACAGUGUAGAAACUGAUAAACAGAAUGUUACACAGGGUACGGGGCCAGCGAGUGAUGACAUCAUCAGGCCCAUUACUAUGGAUAAACAUAAUGACAGCAGCAUUAGCAGCAGCGGUCGAGGCAAUGAUGCAAUCCAAACUAUAUUUUCAACCUUGAAGUUAUCAUAUACGGACAUCAAGCUUGAAGAGGAUAACGGGAUACCAACAGUGCAAUUUCUUGACGUCAGUGAAGCGUUGAAACCAUUACUAGAUGCAGUGGGUUCUUCUGUGAGUCUCAUUGAAGGUGACAUAGGAGGGAAUGCCCAGAAACUUAGGAAGUGUUAUGACGAGACCCCAACUCAGUGCCAAACCAUUCAAGACAUGUUGACCUAUGACAUCAAGAUGGGCAGAGCGGACGAGGACGAGCGCUCGGUGGUAUCCCUUACGUGGUUUAAAAGAGCUUUUGAAUUCAUUAAGAAAUUAAUGGUCUACAUAGCAAAUGGAGCUGAGCCAUAUGACGCGGCUAAAGCGGCAUACGAGGAAGUGCUAAGCAAGCAUCAUGGCUUUGUGGUCAGGUUCUCUUUCAAGGGCGCUAUGAACCUAUUGCCAUCUAGAGACAACUUCUUAAAGAAACUCGUCGUUAACGAGGCAGAUCUUGCCAAGCCAAGCUGGAAAGCCGAGGUCACGGCCGACAUGAAGCAAUACUUCCUGGGCAUGGAAAACAUCCUGAGUAUCCUGAGAGAAUUUUUUAAGGAGCACAAAUUGGAAAACUGAAACAUUGCUGUCUAUGGGAAAAAUUUGCAGCAACCGCUGAUCUCGAUUGGCACCUUGGUACAAUAGAACAUCGCUACAACAUACACCACCACACCUAAGUUUGGCUGUGUAAAAAUCCUUGUUGGCCCAAAAUUUCUGCACAUUUUCAGGUCUUUAUUCAGGCAUUACGUUUUCUAAGAGCGCCUUUAUGUUAAUACUGUUAAACUGUUUCAUGUUGCUAUUUCAGUUUUUCCAGACGUGCCAUUUAGUUCAUAUUAUUGUUUGUUUCAUUUGAUAUUUGCCAUGGAAUAUCAAAAAACUGGUGCCAUAAAAUGUAUAUUUUGAUGGAUUUGGUGUAUCCAUGAAAUUUUAAGCACAAGUUUAACCCUGACUUUCCAUAAAGGUACAAAUACUACUCGUAGUAAACUGCGGCAGUACUAUCCUAUAUAAAUAUUGAAUGCUUCGAGUGGUGUAGUAAAACUAGCCUCCCGAGGUGAUCCAUGGUUCGCCGAGGGAAAAUAGAAUGGUCCAUG
Patiria miniata (bat star) is the source of this 2797-nucleotide messenger RNA. RefSeq names its product pleckstrin homology domain-containing family A member 8-like. Gene Ontology annotation, biological process: ceramide transport; intermembrane lipid transfer. Gene Ontology annotation, cellular component: cytosol; cytoplasm; membrane. NCBI's taxonomy places the organism in Eukaryota, Metazoa, Echinodermata, Asteroidea, Valvatida, Asterinidae. The record is from RefSeq and is a predicted model, not a curated record. The transcript is spliced from 10 exons. Gene Ontology annotation, molecular function: ceramide 1-phosphate binding; ceramide 1-phosphate transfer activity. The coding region runs from base 1221 to 2285 and encodes 354 amino acids.